AUGACCGGGGUGGAAAAGAGAAAAGAUUUAUUGAAAGAUAACGAAGGAAUCGGUCUUGGUGAAAUACCACUGUUGUCUUUGGCAAAUCUCGACCUAAAGCUCCAGGUACCGCCCAUGCCACGGUUGUUGGGCAUUGUGGAGAACAUUGCUCCUAUUCCGGUAACGAACCGUGUGGCGCGGGUGGAGCUUGUAUCGUCGUCGAUCACUAACCUUACAGUCACGCGGGAGCUGAUUGUGGGAGUGCUGCGCGAUCUAGUUGUGCCAUACAUGGAUUACCAGAAGGAUGAAGCUUUCUACAUGGACAAUUACGACCAAGUGGAUAGCAACAAGUUGUUGUCAGCUCAGGAUAAAAAGGAUCGCAAUGACAAGCUACGCGAACUUGAAGCAGUCAUGUCGCUGGACAAAAUUCUCAAGCUGCGUAGUCGAUCCACUGGAUUGGCCAAGUACUACCGUCGUGAUUAA
Messenger RNA from Peronospora belbahrii, 462 nucleotides. NCBI's taxonomy places the organism in Eukaryota, Oomycota, Peronosporomycetes, Peronosporales, Peronosporaceae. The record is from the annotation of a GenBank genome assembly.